UGGCUCCCACCCUUUUUUGGAUGGCUGCUCUUUUUCAGAGUCGGCUAUGCUGGAGAGUUUGUGCCAAGGGCCAUCAUUCAUUCACAGUUUCUUCACGAAUCAAUUUAUGAGUGCGGCGACACUGCGUGUGACCGUCCUCAAGCUUCGCGGCCAACUUUGAACCGUAUGGUCAAGUUCUUCCGCAACAUUUUCAAUAGUUAUCUUUUGACUAUGCCUCGUGAACGAAGAGUGGUGAUUGUUGAGAGCCUGCUUACCCCUACACAGUUUAGAGAGACUGUAUGUGAGGCGCUUCUCGAAGUUUUAAAUGUGCCUAGUGUACUUUUUAUUCCUUCACAUCUCUCGGCGACAUUCCCUUUCAACACAGAGUACGCACUCGUCGUCGAUGUCGGAUAUAUGGAAACGCUUGCUGUUCCUAUUGCCGAAAAUGUGACCAUGUUGUCUUGUUGGGAACUAUCGAACGUUGGGUCGAAGCGAUUGGAAGACCGUGUGCGGGAGCUGCUCAAGAUACAUGGUCGUGUGGACGGUGGUCAAGGGCUUCGUGAGCUCACAGAGGACGACUGGAAAAUUAUAGAGGAUUCAAAUAUUGUGGAAGAUAUAUGCGUACGUUUUGUAUUUUGCUGUCCCUUUGAGCGUGGUAAGGCUAUUCAAUUAAAUGGUGCAUCGCAUGGUUUGCCUCCUGUGAAAUCUGUGAAAGUGCCUCUUAAUGCUGAAUUCCUCGUAAUUCCCGGAUUUGUACGAGAAGCUGCAUGUGAAGUUUUUUUCGAACGUGGCAACGAAGAUGCCUCUGUGGCACAAAUGGUUCACUCAUUAGUUGACAGGUGCCCAAUAGACUUGCGCAAACGAAUGUUUGAGAGCAUCCUUCUACUUGGCGGCACGACUCUUAUUCCUGGAUUCCUUAGCCGUUUGAAGGAAGAAAUAGCCGACAUUGCGAAGACAAGUCCAAGUAAAAUGAAGCAGUGUGAAUCUAUCCGUUUCUACCGAUUCCCGAAUCAGUCUGUUGAACUCUACUUGGGAUGGCUUGGAGGCAGUAUGUUUGGCUCUUUGCAAGAUGCUGUACGAUUACGUUCGAUAUCAAGGGAGACAUGGAUGGAGGAGCAUAUCUUGCCUGACUGGACGGACUAUGUCCAGCAUGGAAUUCCUUGUGGAAAACCCGAGCUUGAUCGGUGA
This is a messenger RNA of Haemonchus placei, 1167 nucleotides long. The record is from the annotation of a GenBank genome assembly. Lineage: Eukaryota; Metazoa; Nematoda; Chromadorea; Rhabditida; Trichostrongylidae.